Molecule: messenger RNA, 13692 nt
Organism: Porites evermanni
Lineage: Eukaryota; Metazoa; Cnidaria; Anthozoa; Scleractinia; Poritidae
Source: the annotation of a GenBank genome assembly
UUAGUGCUGCAAGACAGUCAAGAACGCAGAACGACCGUCAAAGGUAUGGUUGUGGUAUAUAUCACACAAAGUUUAACGGGUACUUUAUAACUAGAUACAAGCAUAAACUGUGACAGAUUAGAGAAUCACAAUUUUUUCUUUUCUUCUAUAUAUUUUUUAAGUUAUGAAUCCAAACAUGCUCAUUUAACAUCAUUUAAAAAUCAAGGAAAUCCUUGCUGGAGGAUAAAAAGACUGGCUUCGUCAAGAGAACCGCUUUUUUUUUCCUCCUUUCAAUCAAAGUUUUCACUGAUAAUAUUAUCGAAGGUUGCAUGUCUAGAAGUCUGUUUUACCUUGAAGUCUUUGCACAGUCGUUCAGAGAAACUAAAACCAUACCCACAACAACGUCCUAAAAUCAUAUUAAGGCGCAUUGACUAUAAACCGGUGUAUUAAUACAAUUACGGUGUUAUCUCAGAUAGCUGUAAGAUUCCCCAACCUCUUAGCGAGUUCAAUUCUCCGCUCACUAGAGUCGAUGACGGCAAAUCCCAACUCUCUUAGCGGAAAAACUGUACUAUCUUAAACACCCGCAUUUUUGAAAGGUUAUUUGUUUUUCUAAGAAAGUAACAUCCACAUUUAGUUUCAUAAUCGCUAGUACACCGGCGACGAGUUAGUGAUACCCUCUUCUCUAAAUUUCCAUUUUACCCAAACUCUGUGCUUCCUCUAAGAAUUAAAUCCACAGGCAGCCUAAUAUAGGCAUUAGCAUACAGUUUGUAUUUAGUUCAGAAUAUACAUAAUUAUAUGCCAUAAGAAUACCGAUGAUUAAUUCUUUUGUAAAAUAAGGGUAUUAACGCCAAAAACACCUGUCCGCACGAGUGUCUAAACUUUAAGAAGCACAACACGUCCGCUGUAAAGUGAACCCGCGUUAAUAUACCAAGGUUUCAUGACCGAACGAAAAUCGAUCGUGAAGGUAAGGCUCUUUCAGUAUGCUGCUCUAGAACUGCCUAGUAACUUAAAAUUCGUUCAGGGACUUGUUUUUUAGGGCUGAGAAUUUGUUUCGAUGCGUUCAAUCAAAACACUCUUUUCGUCGUGCUAACAGCAGUUCUGCUGAGGAGGCCAUAUCCAUUCCUCAAUUUUGUACUGAGGAAAUUCUGUCCUUUCCGUAGAAUGAAAUUCAUUUUUGGUCGAGAAUUAAAUUUUAUAAACGAUCUUUUUACGACGGUAAUGAGCGCUCUUUUGCUAUCAGUAGAUUUUGGUUAAAUUGCAAAAUUCAGUCGAUAACUAUAUUCGUAAAUAUAAUAACAUUGUUUGCAAAAUCUCUUGCAUUGAAACAGGUUUGCGUUUGCAGCCGGUAUAUAUAAUAGCGAUUUAAAAAUUAUUUUCUGACAACAAAAAUAAAAGCAGAUCUAAGCAAGAAAGACAAUGAUUAUAGUAAAUCAUUGAAAACAUCGAUUACAACAUUUAUUUUGAGAAUCUUUUCAUUUUAUACCGAAAAAUAUUGAUCUCUUACUACCCAAACUGCCACCGUAAGUUAGCUUUGUAUUUUAUUUCAAAGGAGGAACGAUUUCUUGUAAAAAUCUAUGAGUAAGCUGAAAAAUUGCCGACUGCACAAAAAACUUAGAUUACAUCAACCUGUGUUGUAAAGCAAUAUAAAAUAAGGAACAGCUAUUAUUAUGUAAAUUAGUGAAGCAACAUAAAUUAAUGACAGAGCUUUAUCGAUAAACAAAGUAGGAUGCCACACAGUGUUGUGAAAUUGCUGACGAAGGGGAAAUUUAUGACUUCGGAGUAUAGCACUGGUUUGUAAUAUUGAAUUGCGUGCUAGGAAACCAUGACGCAGAAUACGGCCCACAAAUAAAAUCAGUAGAGCGAUGUUGUCACACAAUAAAUCUUUUUGUUAACAAAGCCAGUAACUUGACGGGUCAACUUUGAAAGAAAAAAAAGGAAAGCGAGGCGCGCGUGCCGGCAGCACUGGUUCUGUAAACAUGACUAUAGUUUGUUAAAUAGACAUAUCGCCCCAUGUACGGCAAUCUGGACUGGCAAAUUUUUGCUUGUGGAAUCCAGAAUUAAGGGCUUUGGAAAUCCAAAAUUCAGCUCAAGGAAUCCGGAAUCCCGCUGAUGGUGGGAAUCUGGAGCCAAGUAGUUACAGUAACUUCGAAUCCGAAAUCCCCGGCCUGGAAUCCAGAAUACAUAGUAGGGAGAUACUUCAUUUCGACUCCAUAAAUCGACUGUUGAAAGUACUAUGAGGUUGCUUUUAAAAUAUUUUGUCCUUGUUAUGACUGGUUGUGAGGUUGUGCUGGGUCUGUUGACCAUAACAUAUGUUAUGUGUGACAAAAUCAUUUGAAGUACCUCGCUCCUAUUAAAAGGUUUAAAACUGUACAUUACAAGGUGGUUCUAAUUUUCCAGGCUGUGGAUGAAAUGAAUGAUCGAAGUAUGUCAUUCAUAUGAAAGCUACUGAGCUGUACGUUUCUGUAGUACUGUUUAUUAUGCUAUGCAACUUGAAGGUCAGGUCCUACAUUUUGAAUCCACAGGUGAAAUCCUGAAGUGUGACCCGUCAAAUGAAAUCUUAAAUUUAAGCUACAGAGCAUUACUUCCUAUUGUGCUGUUUAUAAAACCGCUGUAUAAAGUUACUCAUAGGGUGCUCAAGCAACGACGACGGCGACAGCAGCAAGAAUGGCAAAAAACAAUAUGUUUAGAUUGGAAAAACAACAACUUUGCACGUCCAUCACGCUUUUUUGUACUUUUUUUGGUCGUCUCUGCACGACUUCGACGUGAAAGUUAACAGUUUCACGAGAACACAAGACAACAACUUUCUUUCUCUUUUCCUGAACUUUGAUACAGUGUUUUAGAACACAACCCCAGAAUUUGACGAAUUGAAUGAGAUGGAAUAAGCGUCGAUUAAGGUUGGAAGCAGCGCGAAUUCACUUUUUAAGUGAAGUUUUCCGUCGUCGUUGUUGCUUAAGCAGGGGCACCCAAGGAGAAGAUAGUUCAAACCCACUUAAACACAGCACCGUUAAACGUAUUUUAGUAUUUAAACGGUAGAUAUAGGCAAAUUUUUAUCCCCUAAAAAUUUUUCAUCUGUUCGGAUUUCGUAGCAGAACGUCUAGUGAUCCGAAAAUUAUAGGGAUCAAAACUUACUUUUUCGAAAAUUUCAGCUAGAAAAAAGGCUCCCGAUAAUACUAGGUGGCCUUUUUAGGGUAAAAAUCCGUUAAAAAUGGGCAAUUAUACCAAUUUUUAGAUGUUCGAAAAUCCUAGGAGACGCAGCUAAGCAAGAAAUUUUACACCACUGUUCCAAAAAUUCUAGAUCUCAAAUCGUCUUCCGAACAGAUAUUUUCCGAAAAGUGACGUUGGUUGCCGCUGCUUAAGCCCCCUAUUGAGUCUGUGGACGAAAUCCUAGAGUGUGAUCGUUUAAGCGUAAGCGUUUAAGCAGUACUUUUGCUAGUCUGCUACACAGCCGUUUUUAGUGUCGUCACGCAACGCUCCUCCCCACUAAGUUAUAGUGGGGAGGAGCGUUGCGUGACGACACUAAAAACGGCUGUGUAGCAGACUAUACUUUUGCGUGCUACUGUUUGUUUUCCGGAAAUUUGGGAAAUAAUAAAAUCGUACGUCAUAAGGUGUCAUAACAGAAAGCCAAUCAACCAUGAUAUGCAAAUACCGAAGUUUACUUGUAUUAAACGCCAGACCUGUAUACACACGCGAAGUUUCCUAUUCUUUGCAGAUUUCAUCAUUUUAGUGGAUCAAAGCAGUUAAAAAAUAUCUUCGAAAAAAAAUGCAUGAGUUUGCAAGCAAGGUAAGGAAAAUUGUUCAGUUUAUUUUCUUUUAGAACACAACAAACUUUGUGUUCGUGUAAGUUUUAUAGCCCGAAGAAUCCUUAACAAUAACAAACUCCCAAAUUAACUUCACAAAAACAAACUAUUUGCCAUAUUAACUUGAAUCUAUAGCUUUUAUACCACCAUUUGCGUUUUUUUCAUCGAGAAAAGGACGACAGAACUCUCUGGAUCUGGUAAGAAAUCGGUUCCGGCAUUCCGCUCGCGUGCUUGCGCCCGGCGUUUUCGUCAUUACAGUUAAGUCUCACUUUAAGAGUGCAGUUCUUUUAUUUCCUCAUAAAAUCUACAUUAUCAGCCGUAAUUAGGUGUACAUAUCAUAGUUUAUGUUCAAUUUAUUUACACGCGAAAAGAAAAAUUAGAGUUACUAUUCGGCGAUUCGCCGGAGUCUGGAAAAUCGAUAGCUGUUUUGUUCUAAAAAUUCCUUGAAUGACGUAAUUUCAGUAGAUAACUUUUAAUAAGGCAGCUUCACUUUUUUUCAAGUCAAAUCUAGCUAAUGCUACCAUUCUAAUUUUGACAGAAACACCAGCAAACAUACACCGUUUACGUAUACACCAUGUACACGCAUGACAUACAAGUACUCCUUAGUGGAAAAUAUUAUUCAAAUUAGUUUCAAAUUGUGGACAGUUUCGUAACAAGUUCAAGUGAUAUUGUUACAGUUUAGCUUUGCUAUGGGGCUUUUUUGCGGACAAAAUUUCGAACGUGAAUACAUCAAUGUUUUGUUAAAUUCAUUAUUGUUAUACGUAAUAAUACAAAUUGGAAAAUAACAUAAAUCAAUUUCGACCGGGUUCAUCAAGUUCGAAUGCUAUGCAUCGAUGUUGUUUAGCAUAAAUCGCUUUUCCGAAUCAUUCGAGCGUGACCGUAUACAACUAAAAGAUGUUCAAUAAAACUGAAAGAUGAGGAAGCUGAAAUAGAAAUGACCGGACGUCCGUUAAACGAAGCUCAUACGUGCGUGACAUUACGUAACUAAAAGAUGUUCCAAUAAAACUAAAAGAUGAGGAAGCGGAAAUAGAAAUGACCGGAAGUCACAUAAAAGAAGAGGCCCCGGGAACUAACACUUCCAAUAUGGCGGAAAUAAAGACAGAUGAUUAGGUGAACCACACACGUUUGAAAAGCAUUAUGCAGGGUGCACGUAUUUGGUUGCCCAACAUCGAAGGAUUUUUUACGUCUUUGGGUAGGCUACUGGAAAGUGCAGAAGGGCAAAGGAACACUGCGUCGUACGACUCUGCUGAAUUUUUUAGUCGCCGUUUGCGAGAAAACGAAAGAACUCUUGUCACUUUAGCUCUAAGAAUACUGUACUGGGCUGUAGUUCUGUCUCGGAUUGUAGGCCGUCGAGGCUACAACCCUCGUUGAAGUAGCACUGCGAUUAGGAAUUCCCCGGCGAUGCCUCGGUAUCUGAAACCUUGCAUUAAUUUCUUCCUCAGCGGAGGAAAAUUCCGCACUGCUACUGUUCUCCGCCCUAUUUGGGUUUCCCGAUUGCGUCUGUAAAUUAGUUACGGCAUGUAAGACGGUGUGAAAAAAAUCUUGGACAGAUCUAGAUCUCGUGUUGUUUUCUGAGCUACUCUCCCGGUCCGCCAUGUUGGUUAGAGAGAACAAACAUUGGCAAAAGCGCGGGAAAACUAACGUCAUUUGGACCGGACUUUACACUUCCUGUUUCCGGUCAUUUCUAUUUCCGCUUCCUCAUCUUUUAGUUUUAUUGAACAUCUUUUAGUUGUAUACGGUCACGCUCGAAUGAUUCGGAAAAGCGAUUUAUGCUAAACAACAUCGAUGUAUAGCAUUCGAACUUGAUGAACCCGGUCGAAAUUGAUUUAUGUUAUUUUCCAAUUUGUAUUAUUACGCAUAACAAUAAUGAAUUUAACAAAACAUUGAUGUAUUCACGUUCGAAAUUUUGUCCGCAAAAAAGCCCCAUACUUUGCGGUAAUUUUAUUGUUUGAGAAGGGAGUGAAAAGGCCUUUUUGCGUGAUACGGGAUUAAGUGUGUGUGUGUUUUUUUUUAUUAUUUUCGUUUAAGAUAAAAAUACGAAAUAAAAAUCCUUGAAAUGCUGUCCUUUUGCUUCGGCAAUUUCCGUGAAACGUGACUAAAACGGAGUUUAAUCACCGUGAUGCGUUAUUUCAGUUACUAUUUACUAUCCGUGAAGCGUGCGUAGCCCCCGCACCUCCCCCCGUUUGAAUCAGUCGAUGGAACAAAGAUAUUUCAUCUUAAAAAGCAGAGUAGAGCAGUACACCUUUUGCUUUCAGAUCGAUCAUGGUUAAACAUGUUUAUUUCAUAAAUUCCAACAUGCAUAAUUUUAGUUCAAGAUUAUGCACCUAUCAUAUGUAAAGCCGGCGGGGGAUGGGGGUGGGGGGGGGGGGCGGGGCAUGGGGGGGGGAUUUGAUUGUCUUUGUUGGCCCUGGGGUAGGGUAUUUGACUGAUCUUGUUAUCCCAGGGGAGGGGAUAUUUGAAUCUUUCUUCGCCCGACGUGGAGAUAUUUGACUGCCUACUCGGACGAGUAGACCAAACAUAUGUUUCCCGCUUCCACGCUUCACGCACGCGCCGUACGGUUUGAAAAGAUCAGGAAGCUAGGGAGGCCAAUGAGAACAAGCGAAGGCUGAGUGGAUUUAACUGUUUUGUCUUCAAAUGUCGUUUGUUUUAGCGUGUUUUUGAUCAAUUGAACUUCUUAAAAUACUGUGGUAUCAAAGUAAAAGGAAGUAAAGAGAAACCAAGUCGAUUUUUGCCAGUACAACUGAUUAGUGUAUGCUCAUUCGCUACAACCACUGUAAACUUAUAAAACUGACUUUCUUUGUACCCUUUACUAAGAAUGGUAUAUUUAAACUUACAAAAUGUGGACUUUCUCCUAAAAGUUUCUCGUCUGUAUUCUACGCAGUGUAACACGGAUUAUGGUUAAAACGUAUAAUUGCAGCUGUAAAAGGAACAUGUAUCUUUGGUGAUGCAGCAACGUUUAUAAAAGAUUGCAGAGUUUUAUUUGGAGAUAUUUUUAUUCUGCCUUUCUUGGGUUCUGCCUUGGGAUUGACAGCAAUGUGCAGCCUGGGGUGGGGAAAUUUGGUUGCAUUUGACUGGAAUGAAUUGCCCGUGGGCAGAGAAUUUGAUUGCAAAUUUUUGAAAAAAGUCAACUCCCCACCCCAUGCCCUGCCUCCCCCCCCCCCCACCCCCGCCGGCAUUACAUUGAUAGGUGCAUUAACACUCCUAAUCGACGUACUUCAAGCAACCCCCCUCACUGUGAGGAAGAAUACAAUCAGUUUGCUGUUUCACCAAGUAGGAUCACCGAGGAUUUACAUUAAUCGAUGUAAGGAUUUUUACCUUACUCUUAAAGUAACCAUGAGACCCACUUUAUUCUCGAUUUAUAAAUUUAAUUCAAUUUUGAAUGAGAUGAGGAAGGUGAGUGUCUCAAUGGGGGUAACUUUCAGCCGUCAAACGGCCUAAAAUUUAACCAUCAUUCGUCAAAAAAGAUAAUUUUUUUUCCUCAACCGUAAAAAAUGCAGAUUAGUGUUAACCAUAAAAAAGUUUUGAGGUAUUUCAAAUCUCGCCAUUUCCGCUAAUCGUCACGGACGGACUUCUGGUUCCUGAAGUCUCUAAAUCGGAAAAACCAGUUCCGAUGUUCUCAAAAAUACAAUCUCUCUAGACAUUAAAGACUUUGCAACUUGCGUAUAUCUAAACCUAUUUCAAACUUUCAAAAAUGAAAGGCCAAGACAAUUCAAUUCACGAGAGUUGAUGUUAAUUCAUGCACAAGUUAAUAUUGACCAAAACUCUUGCACUAAAUUUCCACUUAAUAACCGUCAACCGUCCAAAGCUCUAAAAUUUAAUUGUCAGCCUUCAAAGUUGGAAAGAAAUAACCGUCAACCGUUAAAGCUACCACCCCACUGAGACCCUUGAAGUUGGCAUACACGUAACGCAAGCUGUAUAAGACUCAGCUACAUUAGUGUAAUUUUUUCUAAUGUUUCUACAGGAGGAAUAUGAUAAUUUUCUGAGGAGUGAAAAAAACAAAGACAAGCUAAUAGUUAUCGACUUCUAUGCCGACUGGUGUGGUCCGUGCAGAAAAAUGAAGCCUUAUUUCAAGGUUAGUUAUUAACUAGUAUUUGAGAUUUGAGCAGUCUUGUUGCCAGGCCAAUUCGCGCUAUCAUGAAUGUGAGCGGAGGAGGCUUGGAACAGAGCACAAGAGCGUGAAAAGAAAUCCCCCGACAAGCUUGACGAGCGAAGACUCCGAGCAAGACUGGGAACGAUGUUGAAAUACAGUGGAACCCCCUUAAUACGGUCACCAAUGGGCCAAAAAAAAUGGCCGUAAAAACGAGGGUUUUUUUUUUUACAAGAAAAUGUAUGGCGGUUUUUGCCAGACCGCCAAAAGAAAGUGGCUGUAAUACCGAAGUGACCGUAUUACCAAGGUGGCCGUAAGGCGCGGUUUCACUGUAUGAAAAUGGAUCGUGAUGAAAGCUAUCACGCUGGAUUUUAUAUCUACGCGCGCAAUUAAAUACCUUUAAUACCAUUGAACAGGUUCCCGGACGGCUUUCCCUACUAUCAUUUACAAUGUAAAUAUUGUGAAGAAUGACAUUUACAAAAUGAAACAUAGAAGGCUGUUUCAAUGCUCAAGUAUGCUAAAUCUACAAAAAAUAAGUUACUCAAUGACCGACAUAAGAAAUUAAUGGCAUUUGAGGUUUUUAAGGACAUAUAUGCAGGACUAUCUUUAUUGUCUUUUGCUAACUCGCGCAUGAAACUUGGUCUUGUAGGUUGUUUUGAAUUGCACAGGGGGAGUAGUAUUUUGUAGGACGAAUUUGACACGGUUUCCUCCGCAACCUUGUAACAACCAAUAAAAGAAGCGACAGCGUCUUAAAAGCAUUCCCAUGGUGCAAUUCGACACAACAACGACCCAGUCUACCGCCUGACCGCAAAUAGACUAAUAUCUAAAAGUCUUCUGUCCAGCGGUAGUUGUAAUGAAAUUUAAUGUUUAGCUGGCUGCCAAUUCGUGACGGAUUGCCUUACACCUCUAAAUGUCAUGUGAUCGGAGUUAAGGCCUUUUACGCGCUUGUACACCAUUUCAAGCGAGGGUCCGUGAAGUCAAGUGGUUGGCGGGGAUUGGAAUUUUGGAAGAGGUUGUUCCUUGUGACGUCACAAUGGAAGCCUGUAAAGUGUUAUAAUUGCCGCAUCUUUUAUUGAUUAAGAAUGUAAUGCGACAAACCUUUUGCAAACAGUUUGCAGUUUCUUCAUAUAUGCAACCCCGCGUUCCAUCACACAGUAAACUUAUAGUCUGGAGCUUGCCAAGUACUAAGACGGAUGACUAGAAGUGUGUUCCUGUCAAAACAGUCUUUCACUCUGUUGAUCUAACAAACUUGGCCAUUGCAACGGCCUUACUAUCGUGCCCAUCAGGCAAUGGUUAUGUCUGGUGACUUUCAAGCCAAAAGUCCUCAGCCGUCUUAGUCGGCGAGUCGUAGAAAGUAAAAAAAACUCUGGAAAGAUGUAAAGUACACGUUUUUUUUGCGUGUUGUUUUAUGAAAUGUGGUUUCUGAAGCAGAUUCUCGUUUCUUAAAAUAUAUAGGCACGAUUUAAGAAAGAUGAUCAGCCCCUGAUGACGUUCCAGCUUGUAAUUAAACGAGUUGUGUGCUUAUUAUUUUAUGAGGUCUAUGAAACGCUUGUUACGUCUGUCUUUGAUAAAUUUUGAUAACUUCUUUGUUGCAGAAAUGUGAGGGGAAAUAUCCCGAUGUGGUGUUUGCCAAAGUAGAUGUUGAUGACGCUGAAGUAAGUGUUGAAACCAAUAAAUAUUUAUCAGAACUUGCCUGUGCCAAACGCGGAACAAAUAGGCGCCAAAUUCGGGAAACUCGUUACCGGUGUUAAGCGGCGCGGGAAACUGUCCGCAGGUUUCAAAAGCGGGAAACUGGCAUCAGGUUUCGUACGCGGGAAACUGGCCGACAUAGCAUCUAAAAUCCUUACCUGUUUUAAGACCACUAACGCGGCAUAUGCAUAUAUGACUAACAUAAGGGACUACAUCUCCCCCGUGCGAUUGAUAGAAAUUAAGGUAAGGCAAAUGCCGGUGAUGAUUUAUGUGAAGAGAGUCGAUAUCUUGUUUAACACAUCUGACACAAGUACAAACACAUAAACAACAAAAAGGAACUAUUAAAUAGUUCCAGUCUAGUGCUUCUGGGCUUACACUACUGAGUCAUGCUUGGCAGAUUGUGAUUACGCAAUCUUAAGUACAAACCUGCCAUUUUGCGUCGCCUUGAUUUACAAGAAGGAAACGUUUUCAGUUAGACAAAAACUCUUGGAGCACUCUGACUUGAAAAAAAGGACAAAAUGGAAAUAUUUGCUGACGGGAUAUAAUUGGUUGGCUAUGAUGUGAAUAAUCGUUUUGAAACUUUCCCGCCCUUUAUCCACCCUCCCCUCCCCCACCCAAUUCCUUCCUAACUUGACUGGACAUGAUUAAAGGCAUGAUUUAUUCCAAAAUACCAGACCCUGAGACUGACACCUAAAUAGAUAAAAGCCGUACGAGAGGUAUUCAAGAAAAUUAUGGUUUGUGUCAUCUUAUAGGCAAUAGCAGAAGAAGAAGACGUUGAAGUUAUGCCUACAUUCAUCUUUUUCAAGAACGGAGAAAGGGUAACUACAAUAAUAAUGAUAAUAAUGAUGAUAAUGAUAAUGAUAACGAUAAUGAUAACGAUAAUGAUAACGUUAACGAUAACGAUAAUGAUAACGAUAACGAUAAUGAUAACGAUAAUGAUAGCGUUAACGAUAACGAUAAUGAUAAUGAUAAUGAUAAUGAUAACGAUAACGAUAAUGAUAGCGUUAACGAUAACGAUAAUGAUAAUGAUAAUGAUAUCGAUAACGAUACUGAUAAUGAUAACGUUAACGAUAACGAUAAUAAUAACGUACCGAUCAGGAGCAGGCGCCCAUAACCCGGAGCGUCUAACUUCCAUACUGCGGCCUAUGCAACGGCGUUUUCACAAGUAGGUUUGUUUUUAGAUAAGCCUUUCCCGCGAAUUGCUUUCGAAAAGCCAAUCACAAGCAAGUGCGUCAUCAAUAAUAAACUUUUAAUACGUAACCAGGACAACUCCUUCACGACGCACGCGGGGAAUCUUCAGAGGAUUCUUCUGACAGUACUUCAAGCGACAAUUUCAGUAUUUACACGGAAACUAGCAGUUCAGAGGAAGAUCUGCAAAACGUAGAAGAGCCCGGGACGUCUACUUCAUCGGCGACAACGCAUAAUUCACGCAAAGGGAAAUCGAAAUCAUUUUCGAAACAGCCGACUGUGAAAAGGUCCAAGCGACAACAGUCAUUUUUCGCGGGGAAAGCUUAUCUAAAAAUAAACUCACUUGUAAAAACGCCGUUGCACGAAUUUAUGGCAGUUGCACGCUCCGGGUUAUGGGCUCCUGUCAGGAGCCGAUAAUCGGCUCUAAUCGGCUCCUGUAACGAUAACGAUAACGAUAAUGAUAACGUUAAUGAUAACGAUAACGAUAACGAUAAUGAUGAUGAUAAUGAUUGUGAUGAUGAUGGUAAUGGUGAUGGUGUUGUUUCAUUGAAUUUAUUUCUGCUUGUUUCUGACCAAGUCUGUUGCGAUUUAUAUCACAAUGCGUGAAGCGAAGCAAUGGUAAAAAUUAAAUUUACUCUCCCCAGAAGCUUUUUGCUUUUAAAGGGUUCUCUUUGCACGUAAGGAAUAUUAAACUGAAGGGAAACAAAAGAAAUCGAAAUAACUGAAAAGUAACUUUUUAUUGUGUAGGCCCUAACGCUUGCGCGUUGUGGUACUUUGAUUGGCUCAUGAGCGGAAAUAAACGUGACACGGAAAAAUGUUUUUCGGUCAUAAAGAAAUGUCAGAAAAACUGUUUUUUAAAAUUUCUUUUGACUAGUUGCUUAGUAUAAUAAUUACAGAUCGUCAUAUUCACUAAAUCUUGCUGUUGUUCUUUUUACAGCUACAUAAAUUCUGCGGAUCCGACGAAAAGGAGUUAGAGGAAAAAAUAAAAGAACUCAAGUAGAUCUUGGCUCAACAGAUGUACUUUAGAAAACUAAGAACUCGUUGCUUUGUAUUCAGGACUAGGAGCUUCUCUUAACAAUUACUUUCUUUCUAUCGACUGUACUUGUGUGUUACCAUGAUAGGGAGAUUAGCUUUUUAAUUAUUAUUCGUUCAAAAUAUUUCUAAGCUCAUAAAAUCCUUCCCUUUGGGCAGAAUUUCUUUAAAACACAUGCCAGUUCCUCAGCAGUUUCAGGUAUGAGCUCGCCCCUUGUAAGGAAAUCCAAGACAGUCUUGGAUUCUGGAUUCCAUGGCGUGGAUUCCGGAUUCUAGGUACUGGAUUCCAGUCUUUAUCAGGGGAACUUUGAUUCCGGAUUGCAAUCGCUAGUUGGCUUUCGGAUUCCAGGUGCUGAAUCCCAGUCUUUGUCAUGGGAACUUGGAUUCUGGAUUGGAAAUGUUAGUUGCAUUCCGGAUUCCUUGAGCUGUGUUCCGGAUUCCAAAGCCCAGGAUUCCGAUUCCACCAGCAAAACAUUCCGGAUUCCCUUAUAUGGGGCGAUCUGAGCAACCUCGUCCCCAGGGCGCUUUUCCCUGCAGGCUUUAGAGGUGGGGCGGCCCCACCUCCAAAGCCUGCAGGGAAAAGCGCUCUGGGGACGAGGUUGCGAUCUGAGUGGUUAUUCAAUUAAGUUCAUGCUGAGGUAUUUUUCGAUCAAAAGCAGUCGACAUUCUAGAUCUUCGAAUGGCUUUCUGAGCGUUCCUGAUACAUGAGUAAUAAUGGUAAUUGAACUGAGUGGAGUGCAAUUUGGUCUGAAAUCAUACGCGUGAUUUCAAAAUCGAUUCGAUUUGAAAUCACAAGUAUGAUUUCAGACCAAAAUUGCACGACACGAAGUUCAAUUACCACUUUAUUACAUCCAUUUUGAAAUCGCAGAAUUUAGUCAGUACUAUAGUUUAUUGAUCGAAUAGCCGGUUUGUUAAAAAGCCGAAACAAAAAAGCUUUUACAUCUCAUUUUGUAUUCGAAACAGAAAUGAUGCGAUAUAGAACAAAAAUAGUGCGAUUUAAAACAGAAAUGAUCCGAUUUAGAACAUGAAUGACGCGAUUUGGAACAGAUGCGAUUUAGAGCAAAAAAUGGUGCGAUUUAGGAAUAAAUCACACUGCUGAGAGCCAAUCAGAUUGCACGGAUAGCCAGUGAUUUCAAAGUGGAUGUAAUAAAGUCAGUUAUUCGGCUAUUUCGUCUUCCGUCCCUUUAAAAUCUUCCGGCUAUUUACUAACACAGCUGAACCAUAAACUUCAAUAGGCCACUUCCGAGUUCCAAAAACCCUCAUUUUCAAAAUAAGGCCAAGUGCACAACCUUUCUUGUGAAAAUGAGUUUUAUUUGCAUGAGAAUGAAAAAUCAUUUCCAUAUCAAAGGCUGAGCACUUGACCUCGUUUUGAUACAGAGGCUCGGGGGAACUCGGAAAUAGCCUAUUAUGGGAUUGACUAUUUAAGCCAACGGGAAACUACUGUAAGAAAUACUCUUGAAUGAAUAAUGAUGUAUCUUAAUUCUAAUUACACGAAAAACAUAACUAUAAGUGGCUUUUAAUACGAUGCCUCUGAUAGCUCGAUUUGAAGAAGUUAAUUACUUAGUAAAUACAUAAUAUUAUUUUUUAUUCUGUUUAACAACAAGUAGUGAAUCAUUCAUUCCAAUCAUAAUUGCACACGGCAGUGGACUCAACUAACAAUUUACCAUAAAAUAAAUGAUAUUUUGGCGGUGAAAAAAAAACCGACUCAGUACCCAUAAGACAAAUAUAUGUGUUAAGAAGCCAUAUAAAACACAAUUAAAGAGUGUUCCACUAGGUAUUUAAAAACCUCUGUUUCCGUGUAGUCGUUUCAGGAGUAAGGGUACCGCCUUUCGCCUCCCAAGGCCAAAUUUCAAACGGAGGAGGACUGGUUAGGAUUCAUUAUAUUACACAAGACCCACUUGGUUAGAAAAAGUACUCCGA